Motacilla alba alba is the source of this 2871-nucleotide messenger RNA. RefSeq names its product tubulin monoglycylase TTLL3-like. Gene Ontology annotation, molecular function: protein-glycine ligase activity, initiating; ATP binding. The coding region runs from base 1 to 2871 and encodes 956 amino acids. NCBI's taxonomy places the organism in Eukaryota, Metazoa, Chordata, Aves, Passeriformes, Motacillidae. The transcript is spliced from 13 exons. Gene Ontology annotation, biological process: cilium assembly; protein polyglycylation; cilium movement. Gene Ontology annotation, cellular component: cilium. The record is from RefSeq and is a predicted model, not a curated record.
AUGGCAGGAUCCCCAGACUUGGUGAGGCAGAGGCAGACAGGGCUGGUGGCAGCUGCCAACACCGGCCACCACGAUGGCCACCAGUACGCGGCUGAGUCUGAGCGGCUCAGGAAGGCCAGGCUGCGUGUGGAGAAGGCCAUUAAGGAGAAGAAGAUCUUCACGGUGCACGGCCCUUACCCCGUCAUCCGGCAGCUGCUGCGCGCACGGGGCUGGGUGGAGAGGAAGCUGCCCUGCAAGGGCAGGCAGCUGAAGCAGCAGCCUGGCGACCAAAGGAAACAGCAGCUGGACAAGGGGAAAAGUGGUGGCGGUGAUGAGCAGGGCGAGGCAGCGCUGAACCCACAGCCUUCCUUGGGCACCGCAGAGCCCCUGCAACACCCACGUUGCACGGCACACGACAAGGAGAAUGAGAAGGAAAGGGAAGAUGAAGAUGAGGAGGAAGACCAGUGCAGUGAGAACUCUGAAGACAUCCAUGAGCUCAUGUCCUUCCUGGUGCAGGACCAGGUGCCCAACUUCCUCUGGACCCUUCGCCUGAGCAGCGUUGACCAGGAGCUGCUGCAGAGGAUCGAGGUGGUGAACCGCUAUCCCCGGCUGGCCGCGCUUUGCACCAAGGAGGGGCUGUGCCAAAGCCUGCAAAACUUGCCCUGGUUCGAGCAAGUCGAUUUCAACACCUUUUUCCCCCGGUGCUACCGGAUGGGGUUCAUGGACGAGAAGGAAGCCUUCAUUGAGGAUUUCUGCCUGACAGCAGCUCGCAGCCUGCUCAAACUGGCCCUGCAGAAGGUCGAGGACAGGCCGGUGGGGACAGAGCAGCCCUCAAAACCCGACGAGGUGCCAGGUGAGGCGUGGCGGCGCUCCCCCCUGUAUCCCCAGCUGGUGGAGGAGGCCCUGGAGGUCUGUGAGCAGCACCUCGGAGUUCUGGGGCACCAGGACAUCGACAGGAAGACCCCGUCACCCUGCUGGACAUGCAUCGACUGGGACCGCUUCCUGCCGGAAUACUACCGUGUGGCGCAUGAGGGGACCAGGCUGGUGCUGGGCAGGGAGCAGCGGGAGCGGUGUCAGCACCUGCUGCAGCGCCUGGAGGAGAAGCUGCCGCAGCUCGGCAUAGAGGGCAACCUCAACAUCUGGAUCGUCAAGCCCAGCGCCAAAUCCCGCGGCAGGGGUAAGGCUGGGGGAAGCGUGGGGCGCACACGGCCCCACGGAGAAGGGAUCCCACCAUCCCUGUGUUGCCCAGGCAUCGUGUGCGCCACGCGGCUGGAGGAGGUGCUGGAGCUGGCGCAGAGCUGCACGGGCGCCCCGGCCGGGGUGUGCGAGUGGGUGGUGCAGAAGUACGUGGAGCGGCCGCUGACCAUCUUCAACACCAAAUUCGACAUCCGGCAGUGGUUCGUGGUGACUGACUGGAAGCCGCUGACUGUCUGGUUCUACCAAGACUGCUACCUGCGUUUCUGCUCCCGGCCCUUCUCCCUGUGUCACCUGGAGCCCGCCAGGCACCUCUGCAACGUCUCCAUCCAGAAGCGGUACAAAACAUCACAGCCGGACCCCCGCGUGCCCCGCGACAAGAUCUGGUCCAACAAGCAGUUCCAGGCCCACCUGGCAUGGCUGGGGCGGGCGAAUGCUUGGCAGCGGGUGACGGUGCCCGGCAUGAAGGCGGCGAUCCUGAACGCCCUGCGCUGCGCCCGGGACCAGGUGGGCUCCCGCAAGGGCAGCUUUGAGCUCUUCGGGGCCGACUUUCUCGUCGGGGAGGACCUCAAGCCCUGGCUGCUGGAGAUCAACUCCUGCCCCACCAUGAGCCCCUCGUCGGCGGUGACGCGCCGGCUGUGCGCCAACGUCCAGCGGGACACGCUGCGCCUCGUGCUCGACCGCAAGGACGACCCCACCUGCUCCAUUGGUGCCUUUGAGCUUCUCUACAGGGAGGCAGCCGUGUCCUCGUGUCUGACUGUGGGGCUGAGGCUGAUGGUCACGGGCUGCUCCCUGAAGAAGGCCCAGCCGGCAAAGCAUCGAUCCCGGGACAAGCUCCCCAGCACUGUACCCGGUGCUCUCCAGCUCCCUGCACCCUCAGGGAACAGAGUGGCACAGGAAAAGCUGCUUCCUCUGGGGCUGCAGGGCAGCUGCUGCCUGCCCAAAUCUGACCCUCCAGCACUGCCACAGCACCGACCAGGAGUCCCUGGCUACCUCCAGGCGGUUCUGCCAGGAGCCAGGAGCUGCCACGGCACCUCCACCUGGCUGGGCAAGCCGAGGAUGCUCAGCCCCGGGAAGCUCAGCCCCCCAUCAAUAGCCGUCCCCUGGCCAGGUUGCCACCGCGCCAGGAAGCGCCCAGGAGGCCCUGGCGCCCCCCAGGAGCCAGGCGGCAGGGAUUGCCACGGCUCAGUCCGCCGGGCGGGCAGCCCCAGGCUGCUCGGCCCCACAGAGUUCUGCCCCCCAUCAGUGCCCGUCCCCCGGUGCGGGGGCCUGUGCCACAGCCCCGGGGAGCGCCCAGCAGACCCUGGCGACCCCCGGGCUGUGCUCCGGCCCCUGCGGGAUUUCCCGCCCGGCCAGCGCGCCUGCCAGCGCUACUUUGGUGAGAAGGAGCCCGGCUUGGAGCUUCUGUGCGUGCGAGAUGCGGGCGCAGGUGGUGCUGCCGGCAGGACGAGCCUGGGGCUGCCGGGGCAGCUCCUCGGCUGGGUACAGACGCAGGACGCAGGGAAAGCUGCCUCCGCUCCUGCCUGCCUGCGGUGGCCCCUGGCAGACAGCUGUGGCAGCGGUGACACGGCUGCACCCCGGCACUGGGAAGCGGUCAGGCACGGAGUGCUGGCAGGGCUGGUGCCCCCUGACGCGCCAGGGGGACGGCAGGAGGAAUCCCAUCCUGCGGGCGUGCCAAGAACAGAAGUGGGUGCUUGA